Messenger RNA from Penicilliopsis zonata CBS 506.65, 2592 nucleotides. RefSeq lists its product as hypothetical. NCBI's taxonomy places the organism in Eukaryota, Fungi, Ascomycota, Eurotiomycetes, Eurotiales, Aspergillaceae. The record is from RefSeq and is a predicted model, not a curated record. The transcript is spliced from 3 exons. The coding region runs from base 1 to 2592 and encodes 863 amino acids.
AUGUCUCAUUACAGAGAACGGGACUGGGACGACCCCAGAGGUUCGGUCACCAUCAAGCGGUACGUUGUACCGGCAGAAGAGGAGGUUGAUCGCGACCGAGAAUUUGUCUUUCGUCGCGACGACCCUGUCGGCGAACGAGAACUGGUCGUGCGUCGGACCAGUGAGUGGGAGCAGCAGCCAGUCAUGGUCCAGCGCUACGAGCGGGACUCUGACUACGACUCGCGCCGUUAUGUGAAAGACGUGCGCUCCGAGAGGGACUACUACGAACGUGAGUACAGCCAACCCGGGGGCCUCCGUCGCUACGCAUGCUCGGAUGAGUAUCUGCCUCGCCCGGUGCUGCCCCCGCAGACCAUCGUCAUUCGCGAGCAACCGGUAAUCAUUAAAGAAGCCCGAGGUCCUAUCUAUGUCUCCCCGCGCGAGUCUGACUACGAGAUUGUCCAGCGCUCCGAGAUUGUGGACCGCGAUCCCAGGGACGCCGAGUAUAUCUACCAGCGGCGAGUCCGCGAGUACGAGGACGAGCGCCCUCGCCGUGAGCUGAGCCCCCGCGACUCGGUCUCCCAGGUUAGCCGCCGCCGUGACCGCCGCCGUGAAGACGAGGACAACUACAGCAGCGACGACAGCAUGGUCUACAUCCGCAAAGAAACUCGCGAGUACGACGGCAGCCCCUACCAUCACGGCCGCCAUCUGGCCGAGGGCGCUCUUGUCGGCAUUGGCGCCGCAGAAAUCCUGCGGGACCAUCACAAGAGAGAGGGCACCGAGGUUUCCCACGGCAUAGGCCGUCUGGGCCGAGAUGUUGGGGCCGGCGCCCUUGGUGCCGUCGCCGCCAAUGCUGUCUCGCGCGCUCGCAGCUACUACCGCAGCAAGAGCCGCCAUCGCGCUCAUUCCGUUGAUGAGUUCAUCGACGACCAUCGCGGUUCACACCGGCAUAGCCGUCGUCAUCGCAGCCGUAGCCACCGCAGUCGCAGUCGCAGCCGCAGCCAAUCUCACUCCCGCACCAAGACCCUGAUGGAGCUCGGCCUCGGAGCGGCAGCCAUCGCGGGCGCUGUCGCUCUGGCACGCAACAAGUCCAAAGAUAAUGACAAAGAUGACCGACGGAGUCGCUCUCGACACCGCCGCUCCUCCCGAUCCGUCCGGAGAUCCGCCAGCAAUGAGGGAGACCCCGCGCGCAGCCAGUCCCAGCGUCGCAAGCACAUGGUCGAAGCCGGUCUUGCCGGAGCCGCCGUCGCCGGUCUGGUUGAACAUGCUCGCAGCAAGUCACGUUCCCGCAAUGGGGAGCGGUCCCGCUCACACAGUCGGAUCCGCAAGGCUUUGCCCGUAGUCGCCGCAGGCCUGGGAACCGCUGCUGCCGCCGGCCUCUAUGAGAACCACAAGGACAAGAAAGCCGAUGAGAAGGCUGAGGAGCAGGGACGACGGUCCCGCUCAAAAAGCAGAGCCCGGGACCCCGCCGGCUUGAUUGAAUAUGGCGAUCACCCGGUGUACGGCAGCAUCCCCACGGCAGACUACUACGGACGUCCCCCGAGCGAUCCUGGCUACUAUUCGAACAAUCCAGAGCCCGUGAGUAACCGUCGGCGCAGCCGGAGCCGCAGUCUCAGCCGCGCUGCUGCACGAUACUCCAGCAGCCCAUCCGACUCGGACCGAGACAGCCAUCGGCGCCGGAGUCGGCAUCGCAGCCGAUCUCGUGGCGUCGCCGAGGCUGCACUGGCCGCUGCGGGCGUGGGCUAUGCGGCGCACAAGUACAAGGAGCACCGUGCGAAUAAGAAGGCAGAGCAUGACCGAAAAGGCUACGAUGGCGAGGAAAGUGAUCGGCAGCGCGAUCCCUACGAGGAACCGUACAACCCAGAGCCCUAUCUGCCAUCUCCUCAUCCUGGAGCCUCUGGCCCGGCGUCCGGCGACCCGUACUCCCCCAACGGCAGCUACUUCCCUCCACCUCCGGGAGCCCCAGUGAUCUAUGGCCCAGAAAAUACCCACUACCCUCCUCCGCCGGCGCCGGCUCCAGUCCCUCCUGGGGCUGGGCCCCAUCCACCCCAAUCGUACAACUACCCGCCCCCGCCGACGGGGGAGCAGCCUUACUCACCAAUGCCUCGUCGGGCUGAUGAGAAUGUGAGUGCCGCAUUGAGAUCCACCCUUGCCCCUAACCAGCACCACAUGCAAGAUGGUCUAAGAGAGCUGUCAUCGACUGGCAGGCCGAAAGAGUCCCCCCCACAAUCCAAAUCCGUUGCUUUCAACCUCGACCCUGGAACUCGUGCUGACCCCGGCUAUGAAACCGAUGACAGCGACUCAACCAUCAAUGAGAGCGAGUCCAGUCAUCAUCGCCAUCACCAUCACCAUCAUGAGGAUCAAUAUCACCAUCACCAUCACCAUCACCAUGAUCAUGAUGAUCCUUCCCAUUCAUUAACCCUGCCCGAAUCUCCUGCCAGCGCAGCUGCUUCUUCAAACCGUACUAAACUUCCAGAAUCCGACUCCGACGCCACUGUCAACUUACCCGAUCGCUUCGACUCGCAAGGCCAUCUCCUCCCUGAGAAAGAAGCAUCCGAUCCCUUGGCUGAUCAUAUCCAUGGGCUUCUCUCUGGAAUCACCAAAGUUUUGUUCUAA